UUUAAUGAUCAAUAAAGGGUUAAGAGUGCAAAAAAUUUAACAUGUAAAACAUUCAAGUCAAGGAAAUGAAUUAUUAUUUCUAAUAGGCUAAAGUAUAAGGGUAAAUUUGUGGUCUAUUUGUAGGAACAAGGAAUUUAACAGUGGACUGCAUAAUUGAUGGAGUCGAUGAAGAAAAGCAUGGUAAAGGUUUAAUAUUUUCUACUUCAGAUUAAGAGUGAAGCAUGACUAAAGUGUAAAAUCUUUUGGAAAAGCAGAUACUUAUGCUGAAAUGGGAUUAACCGCUCUUAUGAUUUCCAUUUCUACUGGAGGAGUGAAGUGAGAAAGUUUUCAAUUAUAUUUUGAUUGCUAUUAAAACUGGAGGUGCAAUAGAUUGGGUUAUUUAGGUAUUGAAAGUGGCAUGGAUUUAGGAGUUGCUGCAGGUCCAAUUAGAGUUGUGAUUGGAGAUUUUUGUUGGAAGAGGGAGUUUAAUUUUAAUUGAUUAAACUGAAACUCAUUUGUCAUGUUUCUUAAUGAAUUAUAUUUAGGCUUCCGACAACCACACAGAAGAAUAUCAAAAAUGAUGAAAUUUUGUAGCAAUUACAAACAAAACAAAUAAAUUUAUGGAUGA
Paramecium pentaurelia is the source of this 607-nucleotide messenger RNA. The record is from the annotation of a GenBank genome assembly. NCBI's taxonomy places the organism in Eukaryota, Ciliophora, Oligohymenophorea, Peniculida, Parameciidae.